Messenger RNA from Gymnogyps californianus (California condor), 1274 nucleotides. It is a transcript of the gene MXD3, whose product is annotated as MAX dimerization protein 3. Gene Ontology annotation, molecular function: RNA polymerase II cis-regulatory region sequence-specific DNA binding; DNA-binding transcription factor activity, RNA polymerase II-specific; protein dimerization activity. Gene Ontology annotation, biological process: regulation of transcription by RNA polymerase II. The record is from RefSeq and is a predicted model, not a curated record. The transcript is spliced from 4 exons. Lineage: Eukaryota; Metazoa; Chordata; Aves; Accipitriformes; Cathartidae.
AUGGAGCCGGCGGCCACCAGCAUCCAGGUGCUGCUGCAGGCGGCCGAGUUCCUGGAGCGGCGGGAGCGCGGGGCGGCCGGUCCCCGGUGCCCGCCGUGCCUGGCCGAGGCCGAGCACGGCUACGCCUCACCCUGCCCCGCGCGGUCCCGCCGGGCCGUGGGCAGCGUCAGGUGAGCGGCGGGGCUGGGCUGGGCUGGGCUGGGCGGAUGGCGGCCGGCCGGUAGCGCCCGUUCUGAUCACCGGGGGCUCUCCUGCAGGUCGGUGCAUAACGCGCUGGAGAAGCACAGGAGAGCCCAGCUCCGGUGCUGUCUGGAGCGGCUGAAGCAGCAGGUGCCGGUGGGCGCGGGGCCGUCCCGUCCCACCACGCUGAGCCUCCUGCACCGUGCCCGGCUUCACAUCCAGAGGCUGGAGGAGCAGGAGCUGAGGGCACGAAAGGCCAAGGACCAGCUGCGUAACCGGCAGCAGAGCCUGCGGCGGCGGCUGGAACGGUUGCUCUCGCCCGCCAGCGGGGAACGGGCACGGGCUGACAGCCUGGACUCGUCCCAGCUCUCGGAGCCCUCUGAGGGAGAGGAUGCCGAGAUAGAGGUGGAUGGUGCGGUGUUCGGCGGGGACCUGCUGCCCGGCUUCGGCACCUGGAGGGACCACAGCUACUCCAGCCCCCGCAGCCCCACGUCCUGACGGCACCUGCUGCCUUCCCUGCACUGCCUGCCUGCCUCCUCCCUGCCUGCCGCUGCCGGAAAUGCAGCCUCCGCCGGCCUCAUCAUGGCUGCCCGGGUAAGGGGCCACAGGUGGGGGCAAGUGCCCGGCUUGGCUCCCCCGCUGCUGGGCCGCUGAGCGGCACCGGCCACGGCGCUGAGCGCACGGGGCUGGCACAGCGCUGUGGCACCCACUCUGCACCGGAAUGCGCUGCAAGAGGCGCUGGAAGAGGGCCCAGCUGUCACGGGGACACCCUCCCGCCUCCCCCCGUGCGCCCCCAGGCAGGCUGGGGGCCGGGGUUGCCUGGCACGGGUGUGGGGCAGCGCUGCCCCCAGCAGACACGGCUACAGGAGGGCUCUGCCGCCCCUGGAGAGCCAGGAAGGGGAAACGAGUGCAUUAAGCAACCUGCCUUCUCGCUCCCACAGCCGCCCUGCCCUCUUGUACGUACCAGACACUAUUCUAGUAAAGGCACUUAGUGAAACCCCUGCUUGCGUCUUGCCUGUGAGCCCAGUGCCCCAGCAGUGGGCCGGACCCUCGGAGCGGCGGGCAGCACUGGGCUCUGCUCUAGGCAGGCCAGC